Messenger RNA from Micromonas pusilla CCMP1545, 600 nucleotides. RefSeq lists its product as uncharacterized. NCBI's taxonomy places the organism in Eukaryota, Viridiplantae, Chlorophyta, Mamiellophyceae, Mamiellales, Mamiellaceae. Gene Ontology annotation, molecular function: methionyl-tRNA formyltransferase activity. Gene Ontology annotation, cellular component: mitochondrion. Bases 1 to 600 code for a protein of 199 amino acids. The transcript has 2 exons. The record is from RefSeq and is a predicted model, not a curated record. Gene Ontology annotation, biological process: biosynthetic process; conversion of methionyl-tRNA to N-formyl-methionyl-tRNA.
AUGGACGCCGGCCCGGUGCUCCGCAGGAUCGAGCGCCCGCUGCUCGGCGACGAGAAGCACCCGGAGCUGCUCGAGGAGCUGUUCGGCCUCGGCGCGAGGGCGCUCGUGGACGCGUUGCCGGACGUGUGGAGCGGCGCGGCGGCGUUCGACGCCGGGACGACGCCGCAGGAGUCGUACGGCGAGGCGUCGCACGCGGCCAAGGUGAGCGUCGAGGAGAGCGAGCUCGACUUCUGCGACGGCGAGCUGAGCGCGCGGAGGCUGCACGAUAAGGUGCGCGGGUUCGCGGGGUGGCCCGGGACGAAGGCGACGUUCGCGGUGCGGAAAGAGACGGAGGCCGCGGCGGACGCGAAGGAAGUGUCGUUGAAGAUCGUCACCACGCGCGUCGGCGGCGAAGGCGAAGGCGAAGGCGACGACGCGGCCGCGCGCGCGGCGGGGACGGUCGUGAUCAGGAAGGACUGCAUGCGCGUGCCGUGCGCUGGCGGCGGGUGGCUGGAGAUCACGGAGCUCCAGCCGCCGGGAAAGAAGGCGAUGAGCGCGAGGGAUUACGUCAACGGAUUGAAAGGCUCCGUCGUCGCGGUGAAGAAGACGACUACUUCUUAA